AGUAAAUAUAUCAGAAUCAAAAUAAAUUCGACUAGUUUAUUUAGAAUUUUUUGGUGUUAGGUUUUGGAUGCAGCAAAUUUGUUAAUUGAAUAGCUCGAAGUUGUAAACUGGAGUAUCUAAGCUCUUUACUGGGAAGGUGUGUGCGUUUUUAAUGCGUAUUCACAUAAUUUAUAAAUGGCUCAAAGUGGUAACAUGUCGGUUUUAGAAGGUUCUUAUUUUGUUCAGGAUGAUAUCGAUGGUGUGCAUUCGGAUGAUUCUGGAGCUGAACAUCUUUUGAAACCUGGAGUAGCGCUACGUGAGCAGGAUCGUUUUUUACCGAUAGCAAACAUUACCAAAAUUAUGAAGAAAGGAAUUCCCUCCAACGGGAAGAUUGCUAAAGAUGCUCGAGAAUGUGUGCAGGAGUGCGUCUCUGAGUUCAUCUCCUUCAUCACAUCUGAAGCGAGUGAGCGAUGCCACACAGAGAAACGAAAGACAAUCAAUGGUGAAGACAUCCUUUGUGCCAUGUAUACGUUGGGCUUUGAUAACUAUGUCGAACCUUUAAAGUUGUACCUAACUAAAUAUCGCGAUACUACCAAAACUGAGCGGUCCAGUCCCGAGCAUUCGCCGGAUCAGUACGACGCAAUCGAUCAGGACUUCAGCUUUCAAACCUCAACCACUGGACCAAACGUUUCCACGGAUGUCAUCUAUCAGAAUUCAGAUGGAACCUAUUAUUUGAAAAGUGACUCUUAUUGAAAUCUGUAUAGCAGUUUCUUUUUAAUUAUUUGCUUUUAGUGUAUUAGAUAUAAUUCGAUUGGUUUCAUCUAUAUAAAAUAUCAUAUCUUUGUGGAUAUGUAUUCGUAAUAUUUUAUAUAUUUAUAAAAUA
Molecule: messenger RNA, 862 nt
Organism: Topomyia yanbarensis
Lineage: Eukaryota; Metazoa; Arthropoda; Insecta; Diptera; Culicidae
Gene: Nf-YB
Product: nuclear transcription factor Y subunit beta
Exons: 4
Coding region: 175-732 (185 amino acids)
Biological process (GO): regulation of transcription by RNA polymerase II
Cellular component (GO): CCAAT-binding factor complex; nucleus
Molecular function (GO): protein heterodimerization activity; DNA-binding transcription activator activity, RNA polymerase II-specific; RNA polymerase II cis-regulatory region sequence-specific DNA binding
Source: RefSeq, a predicted model, not a curated record